Molecule: messenger RNA, 542 nt
Organism: Triticum urartu
Lineage: Eukaryota; Viridiplantae; Streptophyta; Magnoliopsida; Poales; Poaceae
Product: salt stress-induced hydrophobic peptide ESI3
Cellular component (GO): membrane
Source: RefSeq, a predicted model, not a curated record
UGUCUAUAUAAAUGGACGUGUACUACAUGAUCUGGCAAUCCAAAUCAUCCAAUCCAGUCGCCUCUUUCAGAAGGGAAAGCAGAGAGAAAGAAAGGAGCUAGAAGGCCUCGAGUGAAGUGAGCAAGCCAUGGGCUCGGCAACAGUCCUGGAGGUGAUCCUCGCCAUCAUCCUGCCUCCCGUCGGCGUCUUCCUGCGCUACAAACUCGGCGUGGAGUUCUGGAUCUGUCUCUUGCUGACCAUACUGGGGUACAUACCGGGGAUCAUCUACGCGGUGUACGUGCUGGUAGUUUAAGCAACAGCCUCUGCUGCAGGGUCCAGGCUUGGACGAGCGAGUCGCUGUGCAAGAGCAACUGAUGCUGUCUGUGUUAAGAUAGCAUGUCUUUGUGUAUGCUUGUAUGUAUUGAAUAUUGCGGAUUUCAUUUAUUUGGGGAGCUCGGUAUUGUCGAUCCUGUGAUGUCACGAGUGUACGUAGCUCGGGGACUUUAGGGCAUUCGUCGGCUGUAGUGUUUGUGAUCUUAAAUUUAAAGUAUUGGAUGUCCAAA